Molecule: messenger RNA, 1749 nt
Organism: Durotheca rogersii
Lineage: Eukaryota; Fungi; Ascomycota; Sordariomycetes; Xylariales; Xylariaceae
Product: MFS general substrate transporter
Exons: 2
Coding region: 163-1560 (465 amino acids)
Source: RefSeq, a predicted model, not a curated record
ACCGACUCACCGAGAGGGACUACUUAGCUGAUCGCCGCGUCCGCUGAGCCCUCGCCUUGCUGAUAAACCGCUGGCCACGCUCGUAAUUCCCUUACCCGUCCCCCCGGGAGAGAGCACCAAGUCGACCUCGAGUAACUAGUUUAUCCGCGCAGAGUAAUCACCAUGGCAGAUACGGCGCAGAUUCCGCCGGAGAGCUCACCGGCCCCUGGGCCCGACAACAAGCCUGUGGAAGUGAAAUGGUAUCGAUCGGUGCUGUACAAUGCCACCAUCCUCGGGCUGUGUAGCUUCGCCGCCCCGGGCCUAUGGGGAGCCAUGAAUUCUCUCGGUGCCGGCGGCUCCCAGUCGCCCUACCUGGUCAACACCGGCAAUGCGCUGACCUUCUGCCUCAUGGUGGUCUCCUGCUGGCUGACUAGCGGCAUCGUCAAGUACAUCGGCAUCAAGGGAGCGCUCUUCGUGGGGACCAUCGGCUACGCCCCGUACAGCGCAGGGCUCUACCUCAACAACCGGUACGGGGUCCAGUGGCUCGUCAUCGUCGGCGCCGCCCUCUGCGGUAUCUCGGCAGGGAUAUUCUGGGCUGCCGAGGCCGCCAUUGCCAUUGCCUACCCCGAGCCGCGAAACCGCUCGAGGAUGGUGGCGUACUGGCUGACGUACACCCGAGUCGGCCAGAUCUUGGGCGGCGCCGUCAACCUAGGCUUAAAUGUGGAUCGCAAUGAAGCCGGCAAGGUCUCCCACACGGUGUAUCUCAUAUUUAUAGCUCUCCAGGCUAGCGGGACUCUGAUCGCCCUGCUCAUAAAUCGCCCAUCCCAGGUCCAGCGCGCGAACGGCGUUCCGGUCCAACUUAGCACCUUCGAUAACCCCUGGAAGGAGUUCAAGGCUACGACGAGAACGUUUUUCGACAGGAGAUUCCUGCUCAUCGUCCUGUGGAUCGGCCAGGGUGUGUACUCCGAGGCCGUCUUCUUCACGUAUAAUGCGCUCUGGUUCAGCGUGCGCGCCCGGGCUCUGGGCUCCUUCGUAUCCGGGAUCGUCGCGGUCAUCUGCGGAAAUCUCCUCGGCGUGUGGCUAGACCAGAACCAGAUAGCCCUGAGGAAACGGUCGCGAUGGGCAUUUCUAGUCAUCCUGACGCUGCAGGGCGCUUGGUGGCUGUGGCUCACCGUCAACGUCACCGAGUACCAACGGACGCAGCCCACCUUCGACUGGGUCGAUCCCGGUUUCGGGAGAGCCUUCGGGGUCUUCGUCUUCCUCGUCAUCGGAUUCCAGCUUAACUACAACUUCUCCUACUUCAUAAUCGGACAGCUCUCCUCGAGCCCGCAGGAGAUCAUCAGAUUUUCCGCCCUCCUGCGGGGCACCGAGUCGGCCUGGCAGGCAGUCAGCUACGGGUUGAACGCCAUCCCGAUCAUCGCUGCGGUAGGCGGCCCCUAUAUCAACUUUGGCUUGUGGGGGAUCUCGGUCUUUCCCGCGUGGCUAGUCAUCAAGGAAUUCGGUGUCAGCAAAGACGACCUCAGUCUCGAGGGCCAGGCUGAGGAAGUCGGAGGAGAAGAAUCUAGUAAGACUAAGGAAUAAGCCGUGUAAUCAGUCUCUUCAAAGGAAGGGUACGGGAGGCCUGUCAGAGCACGUUUCCCAGGGGAUACACCCAGUACCACGCAUUUCUCGCACCCCGGAAUCUCCAUGUAGAUGCAUAGAUCGAUAGCUAGAAUCGCCGGAUUUCCGCUAGUGAAUAGCCCAAGUUUUUAGUCUAUGAGUAGUUUACAG